CAUGAAUACCUUGGUAUCUGCUAAGUUCUGCUCGUAAUCUCGACAUCUAGAGCCAAAAUCCGACCAUAUUAGGCUACCUUCACCGGAGUCUCCCCUACGAUGGCCUACUACCUCGCUCUCAUUUCACCCUCGGACUCUCCGAUCUACGAGACCUACCUCACCUCGUCGAAACCUCACAAUCAGAUCGCAUCCUCCUCCACAUCCACCUUUCCUUCUUGGUCAUCCUUUCCUACCUUCAACAACAACCAACACAAUGCUCAACCUUCGUCAGCGUCCGCCUCGGCUGGGCAACCUCCGGCUAUCCCUCCGAAAGACCCUUUCCCACCGCAAUUCCUCGGUGGGCCUGGCACGCCUUCCAAACCCACCUCCGGCGCCAUUCCUAACAACCUUACGGGACAGCCUCCACAAGGAGUGGAGAAGCACGUCAUGCAAAUGAUCGCCUUUUCAAGCUUGGAUAUCGUUGAGGAUGUCAUGGUCGGGACGGGGAGCAUGUACUUGAAGAUGAUAGAUAAAUUCAACGAAUGGAACGUCUCGGCAUUCGUGGCGCCUUCAGUGAAAUUGAUCAUCCUGCACGAUAUCAAGAACGACGAAGGCAUCCGUCUGUUCUUUAUGGACGUCUGGGAACAUUACGUCAAGACGGCGUUGAACCCGUUUCACACCCCGACGACCAGGAUCACAUCGACAUUGUUUGACCAGCGAGUCCGAGCGAGCGCCAAGAGGCACCUAUAGCUCACUACACCACACUCUCUACUUCUUACUGGCUAGGCUGGGGAACCAGACUAUGAACGGGAUUUGUUAUGGGGGGCAUCAGCUUGCGUUUCAGGCGGGGUACCAGGACGCUUUGACGGUUUGCAAUGACGACACUUCACUUUUCUGUUGUAACGCUCCAUUAACGACAAUAGUGAUAUACCAUCCGAUUAUACGUGUUUCCGG
This is a messenger RNA of Filobasidium floriforme, 933 nucleotides long. RefSeq names its product Sedlin. Gene Ontology annotation, cellular component: TRAPP complex; nucleus; cytoplasm. The record is from RefSeq and is a predicted model, not a curated record. The transcript is spliced from 3 exons. Gene Ontology annotation, biological process: endoplasmic reticulum to Golgi vesicle-mediated transport. Lineage: Eukaryota; Fungi; Basidiomycota; Tremellomycetes; Filobasidiales; Filobasidiaceae. Bases 100 to 729 code for a protein of 209 amino acids.